AUGGGUCUCCUAACUACUCAAGAUAAAGAAAUUAUAAAGAGAGCUCUACCGAAGGGUUCCAAUAAAAUUUUGGAUGUCGCUGUGGCUAGAUUAUACAUUGCAUACCCUGAUCGAAAUAAAUGGAAAUAUACAGGUCUAUCUGGGGCUCUUGUAUUAGUCGAUGAUUUAGUCGGGAAUACUUUUUUCUUAAAAUUAAUUGAUAUAUAUGGACAUAGAGGUAUUAUUUGGGAUCAAGAACUUUAUGUUAGUUUUGAAUAUUACCAAGAUCGUACAUUUUUUCAUACUUUUGAAUUAGAAGAUUGCUUUGCUGGAUUUUUAUUUGUUGACAUUAGCGAAGCACAACAUUUCUUAAAAAGAGUUCAAAAACGUGAAAAAUAUGGUUCAAGAAAGACUUUAAUGAAUAAAAAUGCAAUUGCAAUGAAGAAAAAAGUCACAAAGGAGAAAGCUCAAAAUGUAUCACAAGGUCCAAGAGGUGAAACUAUUAUGGGUGAUCAAAGGAAAAGAUAUAAUUAUAAAAAUGUAGAACAUAUUCCAGAAACUAGGAAAAAAGCACCUCCACCCCCACCUCCAUCAGCUGACACAGCAAAUACUGUUGACAAUGAUGAUGACUAUGAUACAUAUCAAAAUUAUUCUGAUGAAGACGCAUAUGAUAAUGAUGAAGUUGCUUCAUCAAUUCAGCAAAGUGACGACGCUAGAGAAGCCUCAGUACCAAGUACAACGGAAGUCCCUAGCCAUACUGCACCAAUGAUAAAACACAGUAUCCCACCUUUACCGGCGGAGUUUGCGCAUCCAAUUGGACAGGCUCCACCGUUACCAGGCCAAACUCCAACUCAACCACAAUCAAAGAACCCAUUCCCAAUGCCAGUACCGCAACCUACCCAACCCCAAUCAAAUAAUCCAUUCCCAAUUCCAUCAAUGCAACAACAAACUCAAGUUCCACCCUCAUUCGGUAACGCUGCGGCACAAAAUGGAAGACCACUACCACAGGUACCAGGUGUGGCUGCAAACUCUGUACCAUUACCUCCAAGAAAUGUCCCACAACAACCUACAUUUGGUGCACAAACUCCAAGACCUCCUGCAUUUGGGAUGCAAUUGCCACCAAGAACAUCGAAUGCACCAGCACCUCCUCCGCCUAGAAGAGGACCUGCUCCACCUCCACCUCCACAUAGACAAGGAGGUCCGACAGUUCCAAUGGGUGCCAUAACAGCAAAUAACACUAAUAGACCACCAAUACAACCCCCUGUUCCAAGGAGAGGGCCUGUGCCACCCCCACCUCCAAGAGGUGGAGCUAGAACCAAUAUAGCCACACAAUCUCCACUACCUGGUGCGCUACCACCUAGGUCGACUAUGCCAAUACCCGGUAUGGCGCCCGCAACUACUACUAAUAAUAUGGGUUAUGCUAUACCUGGAAUGACCCAAACUCAACCUACAGCCACACCACCAAUGACAACAUUUAACACAGGUAUCGAGACACCUACACCACCACCUACAUCAUUUGGAAUGCCUAUGCCACCUGCGCAACAACCAAUGGCUCAAGCCAUUCCAACACCACCUCCAGCCCCACAGAUGCCUCAAGUUUUUGCAGCACCUCCUCCAGCUCCACCAAUGCCUCAGGCUUCUGCUGUACCACCUGCACCAGCUAUGCCUCAAGCACCUCCAAUGCCACAAAGUAUGGGUGUCGGAGCUGCUAGUGCUGCACCAGGACCACCACCACCUCCACCUGCAUUCCUAACACAACCUCAGGAAGGUGCUCCUCCACCAGCUCCAGCACCACCUCCAAUGGGUGCGCCAAGUACAAGCAUGCCAGAGACUACAGGAGAUACUGGCAGAGACGCAUUAUUAGCAUCUAUUAGAGGUGCUGGUGGUAUUGGGGCAUUGAAAAAAGUGGACAAAUCUCAAUUAGAUAAACCAUCUGUAUUACUACAAGAAGCUAAGGGCCAACCAGUUACAACGACAUCAAGUUCUGCACCUGGUGGGCCUCCUGGAGGAGGACCAGGUGGUUCAUUAGCAGAUGCUCUUGCAGCUGCAUUAAGUAAAAGAAAGAACAAAGUCGGAAAUGCGGAUGAUGAUGACAAUGCCGACGAUUGGUAA
Maudiozyma saulgeensis is the source of this 2091-nucleotide messenger RNA. The record is from the annotation of a GenBank genome assembly. Lineage: Eukaryota; Fungi; Ascomycota; Saccharomycetes; Saccharomycetales; Saccharomycetaceae.